GUCGAAGCCGGCAGGCGCUGGGAAGCCGGCGCUGGCGCUGCUUUGCCGCUCGGCCGUAAAGCGCGCGGCUCGGCACCCGGCAUGUUAGGGGCUUCAGUGGCUGACCGCUCUUCCCCAGGCAGCUGGUACUGGGGGCCUUGGUUAUACUGGAAGAAAUCCUAGACUUAUUUUGAGAGGCUUCCUCCUCUCUGGGCGUUUAGGAUGGACGUGGCUACCCCCUGUCCCUGCCGGGAGGCGGCCGGGUCCUAGUGCCCCUAAAUUCCCAGGGGUCCCUGCUCGGGACUGUGGGGCGGGCGGAGGCUGCGACCCGAGGUAAGCGACCUCGCUCGGCGAAGCCGCCCUUGGGGCGCUGAUGGCUGGAUGCGUCCUGGGAAAGACUUUAGCCGCCGUGUCUCUUUCUGUGGCCUUGGCCUCUUUGACUGUCAGGGCCUCGGCCUGCCGCAGCAUCCCCGCGUGCAGAAACUCACUUUCAUCUUGUGGGUUCCAUUUUAACUCCAGCAUCAUGUCUACUUCUGAGGGUGCCAAAGAGGAAUCCCACAGCAAGGCCCUCACAUCGCCUUACCCAGGGUCAAAAGUGCAACGCAGCCAGGUUCCUAAUGAGAAAGUAGGCUGGCUUGUUGAAUGGCAAGACUAUAGUCCUGUGGAAUACACCGCAGCCUCUGUCUUGGCUGGACCUAGAUGGGCAGACCCUCAGAUCAGUGAAAGUAACUUUUCUCCCAAGUUUAAUGAAAAGGAUGGCCCUGUUGAGAGAAAGAGCCAGAAUGGCCUGUAUGAGAUUGAAAAUGGAAGACCGAGAAAUCCUGCAGGACGGACAGGACUGGUUGGCCGGGGGCUUUUGGGGCGAUGGGGACCAAAUCAUGCUGCAGAUCCCAUCAUAACCAGGUGGAAAAGGGAUAGAUGUGGAAAUAAAGUCCCCCACCGCAUUUCUGGGAAAAACAUCUUACAGUUUGUUGCCAUAAAAAGGAAAGACUGUGGAGAAUGGGCAAUCCCCGGGGGGAUGGUGGAUCCAGGAGAGAAGAUUAGUGACACGCUGAAAAGAGAAUUUGGUGAGGAAGCUCUCAACUCCUUACAGAAAUCCAGUACUGAAAAGAGAGAAUUAGAGGAGCAGUUGUACAGACUCUUCAGCCAGGAGCAUCUAGUGAUAUACAAGGGAUAUGUUGAUGAUCCUCGAAACACCGAUAAUGCAUGGAUAGAGACAGAAGCUGUGAACUACCACGAUGAAACAGGUGAGGUAAUGGAUAAACUUACCCUAGAAGCUGGAGAUGAUGCUGGAAAAGUGAAAUGGGUGGAUAUCAGUGAUGAACUUAAGCUUUAUGCCAGCCAUUCUCAAUUCAUCAAACUUGUGGCAGAGAAACGAGAUGCACACUGGAGUGAGAAUUCCAAAACUGACUGCCAUGGAUUAUAGUUUGCAAUCUUCAUUUAAGCCAAAAGCCCACUAAGGGGAAUGUCUGAAAAGAAAAGUGUCAAAAGCUAUGGUGCGGGGUGGGGGUAGAGGGGUAGGGAUUAUUUUAUUCAUUUUUAGAACAAUUUGCAUUUAGAAGGUUUUGCAUAAGAAUAUUAGUAAAUAUGGUGAAGUGAAACACACAAUUUGCUGCUUUCCAGUCAAAAGAAAUAUAACCAAUCAUAUUUUGUAUGUAUUCUAUUUAAGCAUGGCUUAAACCCAAUUUAAACACCUGAUGCUCUUUGAAGAAUUACAAUCUGAAUAAAGAUAAAUUUCUGAUCAGACAUAAUUUCUGCUUUCCAGCUAGUUCUUGUUUUGUUUGUUUUGUUUGUUUUUCUCAUUGAUCUUUGAAGUCUGAGGAUGUUCCUGCCUCCUGAAGUUCCUCUGAGAGGAAUGCCAGCAUUGUCUAAUCUGACUUAUCUUUAAAAUAUUUGCUUCAUGUGAUGUUGUUGAAACUGAUUUAAGACAUGGAAACCUUAUAUGUUCUUGACUUUAGAGUCAUCAGUUUUAUGAAGAAAUUCGAAUCCUCUUUUAAUCAAUAAAGAUCAAGAUCAAUGAAUAACAGCUCAUGUCCUUAUUUUUACAAACUCUGAAUUAAAAAAUGUGUCCAAGAAAUUAGUAAUUUAAACUGAUGUAUUUAUUUUGCACUACUUUAACUAUAAAUGUCACAAAUGAAUUAAAAUAGAUGUUCAAAAAGGAAUUGAAAUGAAACAGACAGGGAAAGUCUGGGAUUUUUUGCUAGGAAGGGAAUGGUAGGGAUUGAAAUAGGUUUUUGAGGGAUCUGCUGUUAACAUUAUAAUUCUCGGAGGAUAGGAAAGAGUUGGUGUUCUAGGUGCUCUUGGAAGCAGAGAAGAGAAAAGAAAAUAAUACUGUCUUGCCUCAGUGAACAUGUUUAUCACCUUCUGGCUAAGAUAUCCAUUGAGAAAGUGCCAUGAUAUUAACUCCUGUCAAGCCUGAGGUAAUAAGGGCUGUCAUGAUUCAUCCCAGUUGUACUACAGAUGAAGAAAAGGAGGUUUAGGAGAUAAAGAGGUUGUUUUCUUCAAAUACUUAAAAAAGGUGUUAGGCUCACCUUUUAGCUAGAGGAAUUAGGGUUAAGGUAAAUCAAAAGUUUUUUCUUUUUUUUUUCUGAUUUAUUGUCAAAAUUCCUUUGGUGGUAAACCUGAAUUGAACUGACAGGAGGCUUUUUCCCCUUAGUGUGACUAUAAGUUUUGCUAAGAAAUGUGAGAAUGUUUGAUUUCAGGAUGCUGCCUCAAACCCCUCUGGAAGAGUUACAAAAUUUAUGUAUGGUAUUCAUUUUCUAAAAGCCAUCAAAUCCUAGUCCCUGGGCAUGAAAUAAGGGUCCCGUGCUUGACAAGGAUGAUCGACUUAUCAAGUGAGGGGUAGAAUGACCUUCUCCCAGAAUGAAAGCGUCUGAUUCUACUUCUGCUGUUUGGUAGGAAAAAAUUGCUUUAUCCUGAUAUUGAAUAGAAUUGUCUAAAAUUGAAACGCUUUACAAAAGCUCUUGAGAAAGUUUGAGCAAUUUCCUGAAAAAUGACAUUUACUUAUGUUUAAUAGUUUUGAUACACUUAAAGUGACAUUAGAAAAGAUACUAGGUUACAUUACAGUUUUAUUUAAGGAAUGAGUAAAGAAGAUGGUCUAUAGAUCAUAAAUUCUUCAUGACAUUUUGGAGUUUUCAUUGGAACAUUUACCAAGUAUGCAAAAUGAUAAACUAAAAACUAUAGGUAGGAUAGAAGUAGAUAAUCUUCUGAUAACUUUUUUAAGUAUCAGGCACCAUCUAUAAUGGAGAAAAAAAUUAAAAUUUUAAUUUAAGACAUUUCUGGAGGCAUAUCUGCUUCUGUAUCACUAGUUGGUGUUGCCUUCAUAUCUGCUUUCCUUGUAUUUUAGAUAUAAAGGACAUUUUUGGUUUUUUAGAGAUGUUUAGUAAAAUAAACAACAAUAAAAGAUACUAUUUAUUGACUAUUUACAUUAUAUCACUUAAUCCUCACAACAUUCCUGUGCAGUUAGCUGGUAUUAUUCCCAUUUCACAGGUGAAAAUGAUAUUUAGAAAGGUUGCUCUAAGGUUUCACAGCAAGGGACAGAGCUGGGAUUUGAAUCCUGGUCUGCCUGGUUCCAAAACCUAUUCUCUGUCUACUGUAUUCUCUACUAAUGUUAUGACAUUUUUAUGAUUUACUUUAGGCACUUUGGAAGAUUAUAUAAUGUAAGCAGAACUAAUGUUAUCCUUAGUACAGUUAUGGCUUGUGACCUGAAAUUUAAGGGCAAUCUAAUUUGCCUAGGUUUGUUGAACUGUGUGCAUAAUUUUGUGCCAAAGACAUUUAUUUGGUACAAUCUUAACCUGAGUAUAAAUGGCUACAAUCAGUGUUUGUCUUGCUAGCAGCUGUUUUGAGUUUUGAAAGCAUUUCAAGCUCAAAAAGAAGUAUAUGCUAAAUUUAUAUACCAAGGCUGUAACUAGCUAAAAUCUAAAUAUUUGGUAGUCAAAGAGGGCACUUGAAAAUUCUAGCCACUUUUAGAGGCUAAAUGCUUUCAGUAUAAAGACUUAUCGUAGUUAGUAUUAUUUUCUAAUCUAUUUGUGAAGUUUUAGUAAGCCAAUUUAGGAUACAUCCUUUGAAGUAAUAUUUGUAAUUAAUUUGUUUUUGUUUACACCUGCUUUCAUCAUACUAUUAGUUUACCAAUAUGAAUGCAGUCUAAGGCUAUUAAGCUUAAUAGCCUUAGAUAUUUUUAAAUGUACAAUGGUAUUCUAAAGAUAUUUGGAGAUUUUACUAACUGUAUGUAACUUCUGACAUAGUAGUGAGAAAAUUAUUUCUGCCACAAUAAACAAUACAGGUUAUAUUUAUUAUA
Messenger RNA from Manis pentadactyla (Chinese pangolin), 4276 nucleotides. RefSeq names its product nudix hydrolase 9 (gene NUDT9). Gene Ontology annotation, molecular function: ADP-ribose diphosphatase activity. Gene Ontology annotation, cellular component: mitochondrion. The record is from RefSeq and is a predicted model, not a curated record. The coding region runs from base 353 to 1405 and encodes 350 amino acids. The transcript has 8 exons. NCBI's taxonomy places the organism in Eukaryota, Metazoa, Chordata, Mammalia, Pholidota, Manidae.